Colletotrichum godetiae is the source of this 741-nucleotide messenger RNA. RefSeq names its product trypsin-like cysteine/serine peptidase domain-containing protein. The annotation marks the transcript as partial. The transcript has a single exon. NCBI's taxonomy places the organism in Eukaryota, Fungi, Ascomycota, Sordariomycetes, Glomerellales, Glomerellaceae. The record is from RefSeq and is a predicted model, not a curated record. Gene Ontology annotation, molecular function: serine-type endopeptidase activity. Gene Ontology annotation, biological process: proteolysis.
AGCAACGUCACCGAGGCCUCCCCUUUUACUCCUUCCGACGCCGCUAUCGAGGAAGUUGCCAAGCGUUUCAUCGUCGGCGUAGACAACCGUCACCUUUGGACCGACCCCAACUACCCUUUUCACUCCGUCGGAAAACUCCAGUGGUCUAACGGCGUCUUCUGUUCGGCUGCCUUGAUCGGCCCUCGCCACAUUCUCUCUGCUAAGCACUGCAAUCCCGACCCCCCUAUCCCGGGAUCCUUUUACCCCGGCUUCGACAAUGGUGCUCGCUUCGGCUCUGCCCAGAUUACCAACGGUCUCUUCACCUACGGUCAAGAGCCCUUCUCCCCUUGCGAAACCAAGGGUGACUGGGUAGUCUAUGCCCUCGACCAGCGUCUCGGUGACCAACUCGGGUAUUUCGGCGCGAAGGUCCCUGACCGCAGCAUGUUCGACAAGCCUCAGUUUUUCCACAUGGGCUACCCCGGUGACAAGGACGGUGGCAACCGCCCAUAUCGUCAGACCGACAUCACGGUUCACUCCAAGAGAACUUUUGACUGCGACUCCACCGGUCCCUUUUACACCGACACCGAUACCAUGGGGGGGCAGUCCGGUGGCCCUCACUGGGAGCUUGACGGCAAUGGAAACCGAUGGAUCUGGGGUGCUCUCUCCAUCAGUGUCACGAGCUCCGCUGAAACUUAUGCUGGCUGGGCUUCUGGAAGUUCUAUGAUAGACGGCAUUCUCAAGAUGCGGGCUGACUUCCCUUAG